AUGUGGUUUGCUACAUCUCCAACAUUGCGAGGGCGCAUCACCCGGCCGCGCUGCCGUGGCCGGCGCCCCGCGCAGUGCGUGCAACGCCUCGCCGCCCGCCGGCCCGCCGCUGCUACCGCCGCUGCCACCGCCGCUGCCACCGCCGCCACUCGCCCCCGUUGCAGGGGUGCCGUCGCCGAAGUCCCCAGAACAUGCACCGCUCAAACUGCUGCGGCCGCUCUGUCGUUCCACGUGUUUCUCAGUGGCUUCCAAAUU
Molecule: messenger RNA, 255 nt
Organism: Iphiclides podalirius (scarce swallowtail)
Lineage: Eukaryota; Metazoa; Arthropoda; Insecta; Lepidoptera; Papilionidae
Source: the annotation of a GenBank genome assembly